GCCUAUUCACACCUCGGCCAGCCCGUGGUGGCCAGGACUGGUUUGGGAAGGCAGCGCCCCAGGGGCCAGGGACCCGGAACUGGCUGCUGCAUCCUGCCGCUGCACACCAGCAUCUUGGAGCAUCUCGGGCUGGAGCCUCUGCUGCCUUCCCUUGGGGACCCAGCCUUUGCCCCCCACACCAUGAAGCUGCAGGUGUUCUGGACUGGCCUGGAGUACACCUGCCGGCUCUUAGGCCUCGCCACUGCUGCAGCUGCUGCUCCCUGAGACAGAAAAGCCCACCCAGGCUGUGGGUCACAGGCUCACUGAGGCCAAGGAGCCCAGCCCAGGGCAGCGCUGUGGCCAAGCACCUGGGCUCACUUCCUCCUCUCCUCCCCCCAGUGCUGAUCGGCGUGGGCACUGAGACCUUCCUGCAGGCUCGGUUCAGAAGCCUGGCUUUCUACCUACUAUUUACAGGAGCCGCCGUCUCUUUGUGUGAAGGGGCCUACUUUGUGACGCGGCUGCUGAGCUUCUGCUUCCAGUGUCAGCCGGGGUCCCUGGCCUACAGAGCAUGGGAGAAGGCCCAGUGGCUGGGCUGCUUCCAGAAGUUCCUGGCCUACAUGCUGCUGUCCGUGGCCUGCUUCCUGCACCCUGUGCUGGUCUGGCACGUGACCAUCCCAGGCUCCAUGCUCAUCACCACUGGCCUGGCCUACUUCCUGCUGAGCAAGCGGAAGAACAAGGCUGUCCCGGAGGCUCUGGCCUCCCCAGAGCAGUACACAGACCCCUCCAGCAGUGUCGUGAGCACCACUGGCUCUGGGGACACGGAGCAAACCUACACCUUCCAGGGGGCUCUCAAGGAGGGGCCCAGCUCCCUCUUUCUCCACAUGAAGAGCAUCCUGAAAGGGUCCAAGAGGCCCAGAGCCCACCAGCACCCAAACACCUUGACAGAGCUGACUCUGGAGCCAGCUGGCCUGCUGGCCAAGAAGAAGCAGGUGCACUUUGAAGAUAACAUGUCAGAUGUCAGAAUCAUCCCCUCCCUCACCGAAGGCCUGGGUGACGAGGACAGUGAGCCAGAGGAGACAGCCUCUGACACCACCCCCAUCCUCCCGGCACCCCAGGCCCCACUUUUCCUGGCUUCUCUCACAGGAACCGGCCUCUUCUGAGCUGUUUGCCCCCGCCUGGGGCUCUGCAGAGACAGGUGGGCCUACCUGGAGUUUCCUGAUUCUGAGGGUCCUCCAGGGCAGUCACAGGUGAGCUCUUCAAGGAGUCUGGGCCUUUAGGGCCUCAGGCUGUAUGGCAGGCCCUGCAGAGGCUUGGAGAGAACCACAGAAGCUCAACAGCCUCAGCCCAGAACAAGUUCUUCCCUCCUGGACGUGGAGUGUGGAAAGCUUUGUGCUGCACCCAAAAGGGAGCUUCACUCCCACCUCAUGCAGGUCUGCCUCAGCCCCAGGAGAAGUCAUCUUGCUCUGCACAUAGGGCCCAGCUUUCUACAAGCACUCACGGCCCACCCAUCCAGCUCCAAGGGACCAGGAAUGCCCCGCAAGGGAAGCGUCUCCAAGGAGAGUGUUGAAAGCAGCCAUCACACCCCAAACGAGAUUGCUUAGAGGACGGGAAGGGAAGCAAAACUACGUGGCCUCAACCACACCCAGUGCCACAGUGGGCCACAUUCUCUCCACGCUCUGGGGCUGGCGCUGGACAGCAGGCGCUGCAGCCCCGGGAACAAUGGCACUCUGUGCUCCCUGCAGGGCAAACAGGGCCAGACGUGAAGUCCGCAGCAGACGUGUUGCUGAGAGAGCCCUGCCUCCCCACCAUGGGGAAUUCAUCAAGAUUCCAAGUAGAUGACAUAAACUAAACAAUCCUGAAAGCCGCCGGCAGGGCCGCAGCGCAGGACACAGAGCCCGCUGUGUGCAGCCCACGGCGGCAGCGCCAGGAGACGCCCCGCGCAGACCAGCAGCCACGCCAUGCUCCGGGGUCUGGUAGCAAAAUAGUUGACAAAUAAUAUGCUUGUUCAACGUGGAAGAGAGGGACAGGUGAGGCAGGAAGGUGGGGGAAAAGGAGAAGGGGAUAGGCAGACUAGCUCUCUACUGAGAACCUGCAGGUUGACAGCCCAGGAUGUCAACAGCCCAGGUGACAAGAAACACACCUGGAAGAGUAACGUCUGAGCUGUCAGCCCCGAUGCAAUAAGCACUUCUGUAAAACCAAGCGCUAGAGUUUGGCUCGGACUAUGUCUUGGAGGUGAGGUGGGCACUGGGCCCUGGGAGUCCCAGGUGAAGAGAUGUGCCUGUGAUGCAAGGCAGCGAGGUGCCCUGGGCUGGUCAUGAGUCAUGAGAGCGCGUGGGACAUGCACCAUUCGAGGCCGGGCUGGCUGUGAUCUGACCGCUCAGCAAAGUCAAACCCUCCGGCACUCUCACUGCUAUGGGAGAAAGUCAGAAUGAGAGCGUCACAUAGACCAGAGCCUGUGCCAGGUAGAUAGCGAGAAAGUGGUUCUCCUCAGAGAAGGACGAAUGCCAUGCAUCUCCUCCGACUCUCCGCCGAGACAUUCCGGGCUCCCAUCCUGCCCCACUGCCCACCCUGCAAAGACGUGAUGAUGGCCACCAUCCUCUCUGAGAAACAGGACUCCGAGGACUGUCCCUGCUCUGGGCCACCUCCCUUUCCCUGCAAAAACUGGAAAAGAUGUUUGAUAAGUGACGAACUCUGGAAGCAAAAAGAGCACAAACCUGGUGCCAUUCCAUGUGCCGCUAGCACGCUGGCUGGCCUCUGGUCUCAGGUUCCCACCCUGGGAGGUGGGAAGAGCAACACUUCUCUCAGGACUGGUCCAGUUGCUUCUCCAGGAAGAUGGGAAAGGGCUUUUCAGAUUACAAAUCACCCAAGCUGAUGAGUGUACAUAUUCCUGUUACUGAAAGGGCCUCCCAGGAGGAAGGCUCCGAAAAGCACACACCACCGAGCCUCACGACUGCAGCAAGGCCGAUGCAGGGCCAAGAGCUCCUUUCUUGAUUCCAGUGCAAGAGCCUGGAAACUGGACGAGGCCACACCUGGCUGACAGCAAGCCAGAGCAGACCCCAGCCACGGUGCUGUGCUGGGGUUCAGCAGGUACAUCCUCUCUCUCCCCAGCCAGUCCUAAAGAAUGUUUGUGUUUAAUUUUUACACCUACUUAUUGAGAUAAAAUUCACAUGCCAUAAAAAAAAUCAUCAAUUCACAAUGCUCAAUUAAAUGCUUCUUAGUAGAUUGGUAAGCCCCAACCCCUGAAGACUACUUCUCUGGUUUAUGUCUAAGAGCUUGACUUUUUCACUUCCAAAUGAGAUAACGUAGCAUUUCUUGAUCUCAUUUCACUUGGAACAGAGUCCUCAGCCCAAGCGUAUCACCGCAGAGGGAAGGAUUUCCUUCCUUCUCCUGACUGGACAGCACCCGCGUGUCUGUGUGCUCUUGUGUCUGUGUCUGCAUUCAUCGGUGGGUAGGCAGUUGUUUUUCAUAUCUUGACUUGUGAAAAGUGCUGCAUUGACUGUGCAAGGGAGACCUCUCCUUGUGAUCUAACUUUCAUUUUUACUGGAUAUAUAGCCAGAAGUGGAUUGUUGGGUCAUAUGGAAUUCUAUUUUUAAUUUUUGAGGAACCUCCAUAUUGUUUUCUACAGUGAGUAGCUAUAACAAGUUACAUUCCCAUCAAUGUGCACUGGGUCCCCUUUUAUUCACAUCUUUGCCAGCACUUGUUACCUCUUGUCCUUUUGCUAAUCGUCAUUCUAACAUAUAUGAGCUCAUACCUGAUUGUGGAUUUGCUUCACAUUUCUGAUGAUAAUGAUGUCAAGUACCUUCUCGUGUACCUGUUGGCCAUUUUCUUUGGAAGACUGUUCAUUCUGCUUCUCUGCUCAUUGUAUAAUCAAAUUAUUUCCUUGCUAUAUGAGUUCUUUAUAUAACUGGAUACUAAUCCUUUAUCACAUAUGCGAUUAACAAAUAUUUUCUUCCAUUCUAUAGGUUGUUUUUUUAUUUUAUUAAUGCUUUCUCCUACUAUUCAGAAAGUUUUUAGUUGGAUGUAGCCCAACUUGUUUAUUUUUGUUUUGGUUGCCUUAUUUUCUACAGCAAAUCUAAAAACUCCUUGUCAAGACCGAUAUCAAACAAUUUAUCCCCAAUGUUGAAUAUAAGUGACAAGAGCAGA
Messenger RNA from Condylura cristata (star-nosed mole), 4122 nucleotides. It is a transcript of the gene TMEM72, whose product is annotated as transmembrane protein 72. The transcript is spliced from 5 exons. Bases 597 to 1139 code for a protein of 180 amino acids. Lineage: Eukaryota; Metazoa; Chordata; Mammalia; Eulipotyphla; Talpidae. The record is from RefSeq and is a predicted model, not a curated record.